AUGGUUUUACACUGUGAAAGACAAAGCAUGUUACUUCAAAAGGGCGUCUGCGUGGUUUCCUCCGGUGGAGAGGCAGUACGAGGGAUGAAUUGGUCGGGCCUGGAGAGCCUCCUGAGCGGGGUGAAUAAGUACUCCACCGCCUUCGGGAGGAUCUGGCUGUCCAUGGUGUUCGUGUUCAGAGUGAUGGUGUUUGUGGUGGCCGCGCAGAAGGUGUGGGGAGACGAGAGCAAGGAUUUUGUCUGCAACACCCGACAGCCGGGCUGCACCAACGUCUGCUACAACCACAUCUUCCCCAUCUCGCACAUUCGCCUGUGGGCACUGCAGCUCAUCUUCAUCACCUGCCCGUCGCUCAUGGUCAUCGCUCACGUCAGGUUCAGAGAGGGGAAAGACCAGAAGUAUGAGGCCGAGCACCACGGCUCACACCUGUACGCGAACCCAGGGAAGAAGAGGGGGGGGCUGUGGUGGACCUACCUGGUCAGCCUCAUCUUCAAAGCAGGGUUUGACGUGUCCUUCCUCUACAUACUCUUCAGGAUAUACCACGGAUAUGACCUCCCCAGGUUGUCCAAAUGCUCCUUGGACCCGUGCCCAAACACCGUGGACUGCUUCAUCAGCCGGCCCACGGAGAAGAAGAUCUUCAUGUUGUUUAUGGUCGUGUCCAGUGUGGUGUGCAUCUUCAUGUGCAUCUGUGAGAUGGUCUAUUUAAUCGGAAAACGGAUCAAAAAACUCCUCAAGAUUCGUCACGACAACCAGAGGUUACUGUUUGCAGAACAACACGAGCUGACCACCUUUGCUCCUCCACGCUCCCAGUACAAAAAGACUGACCCCACACUGGGAGACAGCCAGCUCAGCCUGAACCGGAAGGAGAAGAUCAGAGAGGGCUGCACCACGACCACACUAUAG
This is a messenger RNA of Knipowitschia caucasica, 900 nucleotides long. Lineage: Eukaryota; Metazoa; Chordata; Actinopteri; Gobiiformes; Gobiidae. The record is from the annotation of a GenBank genome assembly.